CUACCUCCCCCCCCCCUCUCAAAUUGGAGGUGGAGGAAGUGCCGGGUGUCGCCCCGAACACGCCUGCGGUCACACGCACGGUAGCCUCGGCUCGGGCUAAACGUUGUGCGCUCGAGGACGCGGACGGCGCGAUGUCGGAGUUCCUGGUGAGUCUGCUCGGGGAGCGGCUCGUCAACAGCGAGAAAGCCGAGGUGGACGUGCAGUCGGCGGGCGCCAAGCUCUCGCUGGUCGGGCUCUUCUUCGGGUGCAGCCUGAACGCCCCGUGCAAGCAGUUCAACGGCAGCCUGUGCGAGUUUUACGGCAGGUUCAAAAAGGCGUCGGAGCACAAGGACAAAUUGGAAAUCGUCUUCGUCUCGUCCGAUCAGGACCAGAAACACUGGCAGGACUUUUUGCAGGAGAUGCCGUGGCCCGCGUUACCUUUCAAAGACCGACACAAAAAGAUGAAGCUGUGGAACAAGUACAAAGUAACCAGUAUCCCAUCUCUGGUGUUUGUGGAUGCCACGACCGGAAAGGUGGUGUGUCGAAACGGUCUACUGGUGGUCAGGGAUGACCCCAAAGGCCUGGAGUUCCCCUGGGGGCCAAAGCCAUUUGCAGAGGUUGUGGCAGGGCCUCUGCUCAGGAACAACAGGCAGACAACCGACAGCAGCUCCCUGGAGGGACACUAUGUGGGAGUGUACUUCUCCGCACACUGGUGCCCCCCAUGUCGCAGUUUGACCCGGGUGUUGGUCGAAACAUAUCGAGCUGUGAAAGAGUCCGGUCAGAAGUUUGAGAUUGUGUUUGUCAGUGCUGACCGGUCAGAGGAGUCCUUUCAGCAGUACUUCAGCGAGAUGCCUUGGUUGGCGGUGCCAUAUUCAGAUGAGGCUCGGCGGUCACGACUCAACAGACUUUAUGGAAUACAAGGUAUUCCCACGUUGAUUCUCUUGGACGCAGAGGGUCACAUGAUCACGCGACAGGGCCGCGUGGAGGUGCUGAACGACCCGGAGUGCCGGCUGUUUCCGUGGCACCCUCGGCCCGUGCUGGAGCUCAGCGAGUCCAACGCCGUGCAGCUGCACGAGGGGCCCUGCCUCGUCCUGUUUGUGGACGCAGAGGAGGAAGGUGAAUUGGAUCCAGCCAAGGAGCUAAUUCAGCCAAUAGCGGAGAAGCUUAUGGUCAAGUACAAAGCGAAGGAGGAGGAGAUGCCGCUGCUGUUCUUUGUGGCUGGAGAGGAUGACAUGAGUGACUCCCUGCGGGACUACACUAACCUCCCCGAAGCAGCGCCCCUGCUCACCAUCCUGGACAUGUCUGCUCGAGCCAAGUACGUCCGCGACGUAGAGGAGAUCACGCCGGCCGAGGUGGAGCAAUUUGUCAGCGACUUCCUGGCCGAAAAGCUGAAACCAGAGCCCAUUUAAAGAGGAAAUCCAAGUAUAAAUCGGACAUGCUAUGUGGGACUCACUCCAUCACCGGACCCUGACCUGUUGGCGACUUCCCUCGCAAUUCCCAUCCUUGUACCGUCUCUUUCCUCAGACGUAAUCAGACAGUUAGAUGUCUCACCUUUUUACUGACAUUUUAACUUUUUGUUUUUUAAUUUUAGAUAUGUCCUCUUUUCACAGUCCUCUUUUUCUCCUGUGGUGCCUUGCAUUGACGAUAGUCCCUACAGUAAUAUAUAUACAUGGAGAUUCUGUUGUUUUUGUUUUUUUUGCCUCAAGAAAAUCUUUUUUUUUUUCUCACAA
Pungitius pungitius (ninespine stickleback) is the source of this 1709-nucleotide messenger RNA. RefSeq names its product nucleoredoxin (gene nxn). NCBI's taxonomy places the organism in Eukaryota, Metazoa, Chordata, Actinopteri, Perciformes, Gasterosteidae. Gene Ontology annotation, biological process: negative regulation of protein ubiquitination; negative regulation of Wnt signaling pathway. The record is from RefSeq and is a predicted model, not a curated record. Gene Ontology annotation, molecular function: thioredoxin-disulfide reductase (NADPH) activity. The coding region runs from base 132 to 1388 and encodes 418 amino acids. Gene Ontology annotation, cellular component: nucleus. The transcript has 8 exons.